This is a messenger RNA of Panonychus citri (citrus red mite), 991 nucleotides long. It is a transcript of the gene Pex14, whose product is annotated as peroxisomal membrane protein PEX14-like. Gene Ontology annotation, cellular component: peroxisomal importomer complex; peroxisomal membrane. Bases 169 to 864 code for a protein of 231 amino acids. Gene Ontology annotation, biological process: protein import into peroxisome matrix, docking. The record is from RefSeq and is a predicted model, not a curated record. The transcript has a single exon. Lineage: Eukaryota; Metazoa; Arthropoda; Arachnida; Trombidiformes; Tetranychidae. Gene Ontology annotation, molecular function: signaling receptor binding.
UUAAGUUAAUUGUUUUCUUUUGUUUUUCAUGUUCUCUCUUUGUUUUUGUUAAUAUCUAAUUUAAGUUCUUAGAAUUUAUUACUAAUUCUAUUCUAUUUUGUCUCCUUAUCUUUCGAAUUAACUUUAAUUUGAAUCAUUUGUGUUUGUCUUUUGUAAGUUUGGCUCACAAUGGUUUCAAUUGUUGACGAUGAAGAAAUUAAUCUUCACCAAGAACCUGUUCAAAUAAGAGAUGAUCUGGUUAAAACUGCAGUUGAUUUUCUGAGAAUACCCAAAGUUGCUGGUAGUUCGGUGGAAAAGAAGAAAAAUUUUCUCCGUUCAAAAGGUUUAAAUGAAGAGGAAAUUGUAUUGGCUUUUAAUCAAUCGGGUUUCUCAUCUUCACCUGAUUUUGAUUCUUUCAAUGAAAUUUAUUUAUCUCAAAAAUCCUCUGGUUGGUCAUCUCUUGUUAAAUUUUCCUUCUCAACUGUUUUUCUAAGUGGCAUUUGUUAUGGUGGUUAUCAAUUGUUUAAAAGAUACAUUCAACCAAGGAUUUUACGUUAUUUUAGUGAUAGACUUGAUUCAAUUGAAAGGAAACUGGACAAUAUGAUGGACACUGUUAAAAAAUUGGAAAAUGAAACGUCAUCAGAUAAACUUCAACAAAAUAUUCAAAUGGUGAUGAUGAAAACAACCCGACCCAAUGUAGCGGAAAUUCACGCAAUCAAUGAAUUAAAGACUGAAAUCUCAUCGGUAAAAGCGCUCAUAUUGAGUAAAAAUUCAAUUGCCGUUAAACCGGCCGCCGAUGCUUCAAUUCCAGCCUGGCAAUUAGAUGAGUCAACUAUUCGUGAUACUAAAUCAACUGAAAUGUCUGAAGAUUACACAAGUGAUUAGUGUUUAAUUGUUGAUAAAAUUUAAUCUGAGAAACUUUAAACAAUCAAUGUCACAAAGUUUGUAUGAGUGUCUUUUUUUUAUACAACAUUUUUUUUACUUAUUAUACAUAAAUUUAAUUUAAUUGUGA